This is a messenger RNA of Papaver somniferum (opium poppy), 736 nucleotides long. RefSeq names its product beta-glucosidase 42-like. Gene Ontology annotation, biological process: carbohydrate metabolic process. The transcript is spliced from 7 exons. Lineage: Eukaryota; Viridiplantae; Streptophyta; Magnoliopsida; Ranunculales; Papaveraceae. The record is from RefSeq and is a predicted model, not a curated record. Gene Ontology annotation, molecular function: beta-glucosidase activity. The annotation marks the transcript as partial.
AUCACUCUUUUUCACUCAUCACAUUUUCUUCCAUCAAAAACAAAAAAUGGCAACAAAUUUCAUGGAUGAAGAAAUUCCUAUUGUAGUUUCACGCCAGGAUUUCCCUCCUAACUUUGUGUUUGGUGUUUCAACUUCUGCUUAUCAGGUUGAAGGAGCAGUUAAUGAAGGUGGCAGGGGUGAGAGUAUUUGGGAUGUUUUUGCACGCAAAGAAGGAAAAAUCGUAGAUGGAAGUAAUGGAGACAUUGCUGCAGAUCAAUAUCACCGCUACAAGGAAGAUGUCGAACUUAUGUCCAAGCUGGGAUUUGAUGCCUACCGAUUUUCUGUAUCAUGGCCUCGUAUUUUCCCUGAUGGUUUGGGAACGAAAGUCAAUGAGGAAGGAAUUGCCUACUACAACAAUCUCAUUGAUGCUCUGCUUGAUAAAGGUAUGCAGCCGUACUUAACAUUAUACCAUUGGGAUCUACCUAACUAUCUUCAAGAAUCAAUCGGAGGAUGGUUAUCCGACGAAAUUGUAAAAUAUUUCGCAAUAUAUGCUGAGACUUGCUUCGCGAAUUUUGGGGAUAGAGUAAAACAUUGGAUCACAUUAAACGAACUUUGUUCAACUUCGGUACAUGGAUACGAUGUUGGGACACAUGCUCCUGGGAGAAGUGAAAAUCCUUCUACAGAACCUUAUUUGGUUACACACCAUCAACUUCUGGCUCAUGCAGCGGCUGUUUCCAUUUACAAAAACAAGUUUCAG